UUUGAGGUGCUAUUGGGCAUGAAGGUAGGAUGUAAGAUACAGAGCAAUAUUUAAAUUUUAGAAAGGAGAUGGUGUUGAAUAGGAGAAUACAAAGAUAUGAGAUGUAUAAAGAGAAAAACACAUUAAUAAAUAAUCUGUAAAAAUCCAGGAAAUUGUGGUGGCAUGGCAGAAAAUUAAAAGUAAAUUAGAAUGGGUAUGAAAAGAUAUCUACAUAGGCAGAACUGAUUAUAUAUAUGGAUAUGGAUAUAUACUGUAAAUAAAAACGUAUAUUGUUAUUAUUCUUUAUUUUUGUUUUUAUGUGGUAGGAAAAACAACCAGUCCCCAGGAAGUAACAUAGGAAGUGAUAAUGCACUACUAAAAGUCUGCCAACCACCAAUUUAAAAAAAAGGAGAAGGAGAUUUUCCGUCGCAGCCUCUAACAUUCGUUACCUGUUUUCUUUCACUUUGUCUGAGCGUCGAGCAUCAGUGGAAUUCCUACGUUUAAGCAUGGAUCAGUGUGAAGACAAUGAGGAGGGAGCCCCUCCCUCUAAAACCAGUCUGUGUUGGGACCCUGAGAGCCAGGACAAAGCUCAGAGGUCCCAUCAGAGACAAGAAUUUCCUGAACCUGAACCUGAAGCUGAACCCAGCUGUGUGUCCUUGAAGAGCGACCAGUCAAAGGAUCACCCUAUUGCUUUUAAAGGCCGACUUGUAUCAGAGUCUGAAGUGGACCUGCAGAGCUCAGAGGUUCCCAGUGAUCAGUCUGUCCAGCAGCACCAAACACACCUGGACUCCAUAUUUAUGCUGCUGGAGGAAAACAUGGUCACGUUUGUGAAGAAGGAACUGAAGAAGAUCCAGAAGGUUCUGAGUCCAGAUUACCCAGAAUGCUUAGAGAGUCAGAAGGAGGAUGAGGAGGAGUUGGAUGUUGAGGAUGAAGAGCAGAGGAGGAGCAGCAGAGACGCAUUUCUGAAGAUCACAGUGAACUUCCUGAGGAGGAUGAAGCAGGAGGAGCUGGCUGACUGUCUGCAGAGCAGAUUUUCUGCUCCAGUUUGUCAGAGUCAAUUAAAAUCUCAGCUGAAGCAGAAGUUCCAGUGUGUCUUUGAAGGCAUCUCUAAAGCAGGAAACCCAACCCCUCUGAACCAGAUCUACACAGAGCUCUACAUCACAGAGGGAGGAACUGGAGAGGUCAACGAUGAACAUGAGGUCAGACACAUUGAAACAGCCUCCAGGAAACAAUACAGAGCAGAGACAUCCAUCAGACCAGAAGACAUCUUUAAAGGCUCAGCUGGAAGAGAUGGAGCCAUCAGAACAGUGAUGACAAAGGGAGUGGCUGGCAUUGGGAAAACAGUCCUAACACAGAAGUUCACUCUGGACUGGUCUGAAGACAAAGCCAACCAGGACAUACACUUGAUAUUUCCAUUCACCUUCAGAGAGCUGAAUGUGCUGAAAGAGCAAAAUUUCAGCUUGGUGGAACUUGUUCAUCACUUCUUCACUGAAAUCAAAGCAGCAGGAAUCUGCAGCUUUGAACAGUUCCAAGUUGUUUUCAUCUUGGACGGUCUGGAUGAGUGUCGACUUCCUCUGGACUUCAACAAGACUAAAACCCUGACUGAUGUCACAGAGUCCACCUCAGUGGAUGUGCUGCUGACAAACCUGAUCAGGGGGAACCUGCUUCCCUCUGCUCGCCUCUGGAUCACCACACGACCUGCAGCAGCCAAUCAGAUCCCUCCUGGCUGUGUUGACCUGGUGACAGAGGUCAGAGGGUUCACUGACCCACAGAAGGACGAGUACUUCAGGAAGAGGUUCACAGAUGAGCAGCAGGCCACAACCAUCAUCUCCCACAUCAAGACGUCACGAAGCCUCCACAUCAUGUGCCACAUCCCAGUCUUCUGCUGGAUCACUGCUACGGUUCUGGAGGAUGUGUUGAAAACCAGAGAGGGGGGAGAGCUGCCCAAGACCCUGACUGAGAUGUACAUCCACUUCCUGGUGGUUCAGACCAAAGUGAAGAACAUCAAGUAUGAUGGAGGAGCUGAGACAGAUCCACACUGGAGUCCAAAGAACAGAGAGAUGAUUGAGUCUCUGGGAAAACUGGCUUUUGAGCAGCUGCAGAAAGGAAACCUGAUCUUCUAUGAGUCAGACCUAACAGAGUGUGGCAUCGAUAUCAGAGCAGCCUCAGUUUACUCAGGAGUGUUCACACAGAUCUUUAUAGAGCAGAGAGGACUGUCCCAGGACAAGGUGUUCUGCUUUGUCCAUCUGAGUGUUCAGGAGUUUCUGGCUGCUCUUCAUGUCCAUCUGACCUUCAUCAACUCUGGAGUCAAUCUGUUUUCACAACAGCAAUCAACAUCCUGGUCUGAACUAUUUAGAAAGAAGAAGAAGCCUGAACCAGAAUUCUACCAUAAUGCUGUAGCUAUGGCCUUACAGAGUCCAAAUGGACACCUAGACUUGUUCCUUCGCUUCCUUCUGGGUUUUUCAAUGCAGACUAAUCAGACUCACCUACAUGGUCUAAUGACUCAGUCAGGAAGCUUAAAGACCAGUAAGGAAACAGCUCAGUACAUCAAGAAGAAGAUCAAGGAGGCUCCCUCUGCAGAAAAAAGCAUCAACCUGUUCCAUUGCCUGAAUGAACUGCGUGAAUGUUCUCUAGUGGAGCAGAUCCAACAGUAUCUGAAAACAGGAAGUGUUUUCAAAGAUAAAUUGUCUCUUGCUCAGUGGUCAGCUUUGGCCUUCAUUUUACUGUCAUCGGAUGAAGAACUGGAUGUGUUUGAUCUAAACAAUUUCGCUGCUUCAGAGGAGGCUCUUCUGAGGCUGCUGUCUGUGGUCAAAGCCUCCAGCAAAGCUCUACUGACUGACUGUAACCUAUCAGAGAGAAGCUGUGAAGCUCUGUCGUCAGUUCUCAGCUCUCAGUCCUCUAGUCUGAGAGAACUGGACCUGAGUAACAACGACCUGCAGGAUUCAGGAGUAAAGCUAUUGUCUGAUGGACUGAAGAGUCCUCACUGUCAACUUGAGACCCUCCGGUUGUCGGGUUGUCUGGUCACAGAGGAAGGCUGUGCUUCUCUGGUCUCAGCUCUGAGCUCCAACCCCUCCCAUCUGAGAGAACUGGACCUGAGCUACAAUCAUCCAGGAGAAUCAGGAGUGAAGCUGCUGUUUGCUGGACUGAAAGAUCCACACUGGAGACUGGACACUGUCAGGGUGAAGCCUGGUGGAGUCCGAUGGUUGAGACCAGGUCUGAGGAAGUAUUUCUGUCAACUCACAAUCGACACAAACACAGUGAACAGAAAACUACAACUGUCUGACAAAAACAAGAAGGUGACACAUGUGGAGGAGGAUCAUUCAUACCCUGAUCAUCCAGACAGAUUUGUCGGAUGUCAUCAACUGCUCUGCAGUAAUGGUCUGACUGGUCGCUGUUACUGGGAAGUGGAGUGGACAGGGUGGGUUCAUAUAUCAGUGAGUUAUAAAGGAAUCAGUAGGAAAGAAAAUUGUGACGCUUGUUGGUUUGGAUGGAACAGUCACUCCUGGAGUCUGUACUGCUCUGAUGUUGUUGGUGGUUACUAUGUCAGACACAAUAAUAUAAAAACAUUCAUCCCCUCCUCCUCUGUAUCUCACAAAGUAUCAGUAUAUGUGGACUAUCCCGCUGGUUCUCUGUCCUUCUACAGUGUCUCCUCUGAAAAAUUGUUUCACCUUCACACCUUCAACACCACAUUCACUGAACCUCUCUUUCCAGGAUUUAGGUUCUGGUAUCCUGGUUCCUCCGUCUCUCUGUGUGUAUUGUAGUACUAAGAGUGUGAUCCUGUGAGACAACAUAAACUCAUUGUAACUGUCUGAAGCUACUUUUAGCUUUUAUUUAAUUUUUUUUUUUAUUUUAACUUAUUAUAAUUUUUAAUUUUAAAGUGGAAUGGAGGGGGUCAGAGACAUGCAGACAUUUCAUUUUGAAACAUCCUGUAAUUCAAACACAUUCAUAGCUACCCUUGGAAAAACAAUGUAUACUAAAAGUUUGAUUGUGUAUUGAAGUAUAUUUCCAAAUGUUCUACUGCAUGUGAAACUGUGUGAGAAUAUUAGUAGCUUCUUGUCUUACAAACAAUUUUAGUUGAUGCAGCUGUUUAUCACAAUGAAUGAAUGAUAACAAAUGACAAUAACAAUUAUGAAUGUGUCUUUGUUGAAAUAGUCGGCCCAAUUACAGUUUUUAUCGGUCGCUUCGCAGCCCUCUAAUGAAACAACACAUUAUCUUAACAGUUCACACACACAGGUCUAAACAGCUCCAAUGUCAUAAUGACACGAUUUGUUUUCUAAAGGCUCUAACUGUCAAAACACUGGAAAUAUGCAGCAAAAACUCAUUUUGCCCUCAAACAACACAACUUGCAACCAAGCAUAUGAACACGUCUAAUCAGUCAUAAAACAGUGGACAGUAAAUACAAACCACUGAUCUCAGUGUGAAUCAGUGCUUCGUUGAUCGUCAUUGGAGCCUGUUGCUAUUUGUCGUCUUUGUAGUUUAUGUCAAAUUUACCUUUUAUGCAAAGAAUUGGAUGCAGUUAGUCAUGCAAAUCCAAAGGCCAAUAAAAACUACUAAUAAUAUUCAAUAAGGCCAGGAAACCUUGCACCUCAUUGUGUGGAUUAUUACAGUGUGUAUCAGUUGCUUAGACCUGCUUUAAGAAACUAGAUUCCACUUAAUUUUCAUAAUCACUAUCCCGGUAGAACACAAGACACAUGUAGCAAAUGUGUAAACCCGUUCUCAUUGGAUUGACACAUGUUCUCCUCCCUUUUGUAAAACAGUUAACACUGAUGUCAUUCAAACAGUAGAACCUGCAUUGCUUUACUGUAUAUAUACCUGUUUUCAAGAUUUGUUGUUUGAAGACAGAAUUAGAGCCUUUAGCAAACAAAUCGUGUCACGUUGAAAUGGUUUGAAAAUGUGGAGUUUCAGUAGUCGGCUGCAUCAAAGCAAUCAAGAAGAACUAACAUGCACAUAAAACUCAGGUUCACCUAUUGUACCUUAUGCACUGUUAAUUCUAUGCAUUUUGCCAUUUAGUAGGAAAUUUAUGAAAGUUGCAAAGGGACACUGCAGAGAGAGGAUUAUAGAUAUGAAUAUAGAAGAAUAUCCCCUAAGCAUGUUGCUCCAACAGAGACUCGAAUCAACUUUCCUAAACCAGCCAAUGACCAACAGCUUAUGAGUAGAAUGAAAGAACAGACGAGGGCUAGAAUGAGCACAGUCGUUUAUAUGCUCAUACUGCAUGGUGAUUGUAACAUAUCCUGCUUUCUGCAUUAGAUCUCUGGACGCCGUUUUUACUUUUACUUUACCCUGCUUUAACUCUUCCCACACUCAUUAGCCAACAGACACCUCUCAUAUUUGCUGAGAGACUUUUAUCACAUUCUACCCACAAGUCCUUCAUAAUUAAAAUCCUUUACUGUAUUAAAAGUUGUUUUUACUGAAAUCUA
Molecule: messenger RNA, 5396 nt
Organism: Betta splendens (Siamese fighting fish)
Lineage: Eukaryota; Metazoa; Chordata; Actinopteri; Anabantiformes; Osphronemidae
Product: protein NLRC3-like
Exons: 10
Coding region: 486-3740 (1084 amino acids)
Molecular function (GO): protein binding
Source: RefSeq, a predicted model, not a curated record